Tachysurus fulvidraco (yellow catfish) is the source of this 2062-nucleotide messenger RNA. RefSeq names its product pseudouridine 5'-phosphatase. The coding region runs from base 307 to 990 and encodes 227 amino acids. Lineage: Eukaryota; Metazoa; Chordata; Actinopteri; Siluriformes; Bagridae. Gene Ontology annotation, molecular function: phosphatase activity. The record is from RefSeq and is a predicted model, not a curated record. The transcript has 4 exons.
GUAUCUCAGUGUUUCGUAUAGAGUUUUAGUACUGUUUAAACCUAGACAAUUUUUUUAACUUAAAUGGUUAGGUUAUAGGAUUUAUAAGAAAACCGCAAUGACCUAGUAUGCAUUGAUUUGUUACUAUUCAUCCAAUUGACAACAAAUUAUAGGUUAAACUAGACAUUUUUUCGAUCCGCGUUAAGUUUUGUUUGGCCAACACAUUUUCGCUACAAUGGAUCUCGCGCGCAUUUCCUAAGAGCUUGUAUACGAUUAGAACCGCUCCUAGGUUUUUGUGCGUGAAAAAACAAAGUUUACUGCUUUACAAUGGCGUCUUAUAAACCUGUCUCGCAUGUGCUUUUCGACAUGGACGGGUUGUUGUUAGAUACAGAGAGGUUAUACACACAGUCGUUCCAGGAGAUCUGUGAUCGCUUUGGGAAAUUAUACACCUGGGAGAUCAAGUCCACCGUGAUGGGAAAGAAGUCAUUGGAUGCAGCCAGGAUCAUCCGAGACUCUCUGGAGCUGCCCAUGACGAGCGAGGAGUUGCUGGAAGAGAGCAGAGCAAUUCAGGAACGUCUUUUCCCCUCUGCUUCCCUGAUGCCAGGUGUGGAGAAUCUGGUCACACAUCUCCACAAGCACAAAAUCCCCAUCGCCGUGGCCACCAGCUCCGCCGGUGUGACCUUCGAGAUGAAGACAAGCCGCCAUAAAGACUUCUUCAGCUUGUUCAGUCAUGUCGUUCUUGGAGAUGACCCAGAAGUGAAAAACGGGAAGCCUCAGCCCGACUCCUUCCUGGUGUGCGCGAGCAGGUUCGACCCCCCAGCUAAUCCAGAACAGUGUCUGGUUUUCGAAGACGCGCCCAACGGAGUGAAAGCAGGCUUGGCAGCUGGCAUGCAAGUGGUCAUGAUUCCCGAUCCGAACCUGGACCGCAGACUUACGCAGGAGGCCAUGCUGGUGCUUGAAAGCAUGAAGGACUUCAGACCUGAGCUCUUCGGCCUUCCUGCUUACGAUUAAACCCUGAUCCACGCCCCAGUUUUCCUUUAAUCAUCAAUCAGUUAAUCUAAAAUGGUAUUAAAUUAAAGCUCAGUUCUUAUGAGCCACAUAAACACAGGGAAAAGUAAUUAAUACCGAAUUUAUGCCCAUAUAAGGCUUGAUAUCUUUUACUUGGAGAUUUUUUAUGGGAUGAAUCAAAAAAAAAAAGAGAGAGACACUACAGUGUAUGUUUCAGUCUUUUAAUUCAUAUAAAGAAAAAGAAAACAGCACUGUGUUUGUCUGUCAUGGUUCAGUGUUGUAGCUUGGCCACGCUCGUGAAGCUCUGCAGGAUAUCGAAUUGAUCGCAAGCUUAAUCUGAUUGGUGCAGCUCAGUGAACCAAUCACAAGCCAUGAUCUCUCAGCACACCCAUUAUGCAAUCUCAAGCGCCGACGGCUCGAACAGCACCCAAACCGAUUUUGAUUACGCCGCUCAAUUAGACGCAAUCAAGCCAUUAGGCCACAUGUUUUUUUUCUUGCAACGACGUUUUUUUUCUUCUUGCAAACCCCCUCACUUCUUCAAUAAAUUAGUCACACUAAUGGUUUACUUCUAUAUUUAACACACCAGUGACAUGGUGUCCAACAGCACUGUAAAUCCUCGAUGAUCACAUUAUUAACCUCGUCUCCUUUUUUAGCGCUUAAUUUUGUUGUGGUAAAGUCAGGUAAAGUGCUAACAGAGCAGUCCUUAUUUUUUAUCUGUGCCUUUUUUUUCUUUUUUUUCCUUAAAAUGCUUUUCCACCUAUUCGACACACAGCCACAAACCCAGAGGGUUUUAUUAAAAUGCCAAAGACAUUUUAAAGUUCCAUGCAGUGUAAUCCAAUAAAAAAAGGAUCUGAGCGAGCAGGCGUCUUUCAGCUGGUACCUGCGUAAGUCUGCUGUACUUCUCCCAUCAGUGCUGUCCGAGACACCGGCUGAUGUCUUUGUGAGGCCCUGAGGGAACAGACACAUUUCCAUCUUCUUGUUUUGUUUUGGUUUUUUUACACCGUGUAGGUUUUGGAUCUUUCUUGUUUUCUUUAUUAAAGACGAAAGGGAUUGGUGAUGGUGGGGGACAACUCUG